GCCCGUCUACUGGCUGCGGUAGAGUUUCCAGGAGUGGCGUUGCGUAUGCGCGCGCAUCGCGCAACAGUGUAAUCGCGGGUGUGUGUUGUUCUUCGUACUCCGGAGCCUCCGUAGCACCGGUUUCUCACCCACCGGAGCUUGGAAUGUUCCCGGAACUUAAUAACCUUCUGAACACCACCCUUCCCGGGGUGGAGCAGGGAAAACUGACUUUACUCUGUGAUGCCAAGACAGAUGGCAGUUUCCUUGUCCACCAUUUUCUUUCCUUCUACCUCAAAGCUAACUGUAAAGUCUGCUUUGUGGCACUUGUCCAGUCUUUCAGUCACUACAAUAUCGUGGGACAGAAGCUGGGUAUCAGUCUGACCAUGGCAAGGGAACGUGGGCAGCUUGUAUUCCUUGAGGGUCUCAAGUCUUCAGUGGAUGUCUUCUUCCAGGCUCAGGAGGAGCCACACCCGCUGCAGUUUCUCAGGGAGGCCAGUGCUGGGAACUUGGAACCAUUGUAUCAGUUUGUACGGGAGGCCUUGAAACCCGUGGGUAAUGAGGAGGCUACCUGGAGGUGUCCAGUGCUGCUGGUGGAUGACCUCAGUGUGUUGCUGAGCCUAGGCUUGGGGGCAGUGGCUGUGCUGGAUUUCAUCCACUACUGCAGAGCCACUGUGUGCCAGGAGCUAAAGGGAAAUGUGGUGGCCCUGGUACAUGAUAGUGGAGAUGCUGAAGAUGAGGAGAAUGACAUCCUGCUGAAUGGCCUCAGUCAUCAGAGCCACCUAAUCCUGAGAGCUGAGGGCCUGGCCACUGGUUUCUGCAAGGAUGUACAUGGACAGCUAAGGAUCCUUUGGCGGAGACCAUUGAAGCCCACAGCCCAGCGGGAUCGGAGCCUCACUUACCAAUACAAGAUACAGGAUAAGAGUGUGUCCUUUUUUGCCAAAGGAAUGUCUCCUGCUGUUCUGUGACCUGAUUUAGGGGCAACCAAGGCUCCUUUGGACUGUUUGGGAUGUGGAAGACAAAGCAGCCCCACAGGAUGGGGUCUUCUGCCUUUGUCAUACUGUUUCAGGUUGGACUGGCAGCUCCCCUGUCACCAGGGAGGGGCUGUGAUGGUGUGGGUGCCUUUGUUCCUUUGGGCCCUGUUCAGAAAACAGAGUGAAGAUCCAUGACCCUGAGUGAGGCUGGAUAUUCAACUGCAGCACUUUGGAGCUUUCCAUGUAAAUACACUAUAGCCCCACCUGCUCAUUUUGGGUUAUGUCUUUUAGAGCCAGAGUGGAUUCAGUCUGCCAUCAGGUGAUAACCUGAAUGGCAGGUGUCCAGAGUGACAACUAGGACAACUGUGGCUGGAAUAAAGUGAGUUCUUACACUGGGGCUUCCUGGGGGUUGUGGGGUUGUCUCUUUUAAGUUGAUUUUUUU
Urocitellus parryii (Arctic ground squirrel) is the source of this 1392-nucleotide messenger RNA. It is a transcript of the gene Elp6, whose product is annotated as elongator acetyltransferase complex subunit 6. NCBI's taxonomy places the organism in Eukaryota, Metazoa, Chordata, Mammalia, Rodentia, Sciuridae. Gene Ontology annotation, cellular component: elongator holoenzyme complex. The record is from RefSeq and is a predicted model, not a curated record. Gene Ontology annotation, biological process: tRNA wobble uridine modification.